Messenger RNA from Drosophila willistoni, 1073 nucleotides. RefSeq lists its product as uncharacterized. The record is from RefSeq and is a predicted model, not a curated record. Lineage: Eukaryota; Metazoa; Arthropoda; Insecta; Diptera; Drosophilidae. The coding region runs from base 66 to 1061 and encodes 331 amino acids. The transcript is spliced from 3 exons.
UUCGCCUAGAAAGCAUGUUGUUGAAUUUUUAAAACGUUGUUUAUAUAUUUUAUUUAUUUUGACAAAUGGCUCGAAAGCGUAAAAUUCCCGUUCGCAAACAUCAUGGAAUACGUGAUCCACUCAAGCAACAGGAGACAAGAGAGAAAAAAUUGGCCAACGUGAUCAACAAUCCGCCAGAGAAAACUGAUGAGCAGCGUGUCUCAUUUCGGUUUAAGCAAUUCCAAAAACUAACUGAAGCUAGCAAAAAGGGCAAUAAAGUCAAAAUAGGUACCAUAGGCAGAGAGGACAAGCCAAAGUCCUCAACAGGUGCUUCCCACUCGAAUUCCAAAACGAAUGCCAUCAAAAAUAUACGACAACUCGCCGAGGAAACUGAUGAAGACUACCUGAGGCGAGUGAAUCGUAUAACCAAUGCCUCAGUCCGUGAGGCGCAAUAUGAGGCCAAAUACGGUGUAAACGUCCUGCGUAAUCCCAAAACGGGAGAAAUUACAGUGCAAAAGCGUCCAAAGAACGAGAUCGAUGAACUGAUGAAGCAAAAGCAGCAUGAACGACGAUUGCAGAAGAACGGAAAGAAUCGAAAAAAGCUAGAGAAACCCUCUAUGGAUGAGAAGACCAGAAAGGAGCUGGUCAAGCAAGCCAUUCGAGAGGUUAAACAGGAACAGCGAAAUGGCAUAAAAGAUCCGGACGAGGUAUCUCAUCCCGCUGAAUACAAAAGAGAUACUUUCACAUUUGGCGAAACAGUCCAUGCUCCACCUUCACUGAAGACUCUGCCACGAAAGGCUACCAAGAGUGAAACAGUGCCACGACCUGGGCGAAAGGGUAAUCUUUUACUGUCCUCUAUGCUGGAUGGAACGAAUCGGCAAACACAAGCGAACGAGGAGAGAGUGAAACCAACUGCCAUUAGUAAAAUCCAACAUAAGACACCCACAAAAGUUCAAAUGAAAGGCAAACGCAAGGAUCUUCCAGCAGCCACACGAUCCAUGCUAGAAACUGAGCAACAAAAAAUGAUCGAAUUGUAUCGUCAACUGAAAAGCAAAUCGACGACCAAUAAAAGUAGUGAUUAAUUGGAAUAUAAA